AUGGCGGGAGAGUCCAUGAGGCGCGAUCAGAACUUUUAUUGCCAAUACCACAAGGACCAUGGACAUAUCACGGAGAACUGUAGGAACCUCUGGAACUACCUAGACCAGCUAGUCCGAGAAAGAAAGUUGAAGCACCUUCUGCAUCAUUCCAGUGGUCAUCAAGGCCAGACCCAUCAGGAAGUCCUGAGGGAUACUGCCCUAAGACCACCUACAAGGACAAUCAAUGUAAUCGUGGCUGCACCAGGAAGAACAGGCACGCACCCUUCACGAGUGUUAUCAGUGGCUCAACUGCCUACCGAGGAGUCCCAGCCAGGGCCAAAGAGGGCCAGAAUGAACUUUCAUCCGGUCUUGGGUUUUUCAGAAAAUGACAAGAUCGGAACCAUCCAGCCCCACGACGAUAUGCUGUUGAUCACUCUUAGGAUCGAGGACUACGAUGUGAAAAAAGUGAUGGUGGAUGGCGGCAGUGCGGCCGAGGUUAUGUACCCCGACCUCUACAAGGGGUUGGGGUUAAAACCAGAAGAUUUGAUGCCCUAUAACUCUCCUCUAAUGAGUUAUAACGAGAAGCUUGUCAUUCCAAAGGGCAUGAUUAGGCUGCCCAUCCAGACCGGCCCAGAGAUAGAGGAGGUGAACUUUAUUGUGGUGGACACCUACUCUCCCUAUACGGCCAUCGUCGGUAGGCCCUGGCUCCACACCUUAGGGGUUGUUGCCUCCUCAUUGCAUCAGAAGGUGAAAUUUCCGUCAGAGGGCCAAGUUCUUGAAAUCCGUGGUUGCCAAUCCACAACAAGGCAGUGUGUGGUGGCUGCCAUCUCACAUCGGCACGAUGCGGAAUCCUCGACCUCCGCUGAAAAGAAUUUAUAA
Messenger RNA from Quercus lobata, 858 nucleotides. RefSeq lists its product as uncharacterized. The transcript has a single exon. Bases 1 to 858 code for a protein of 285 amino acids. The record is from RefSeq and is a predicted model, not a curated record. Lineage: Eukaryota; Viridiplantae; Streptophyta; Magnoliopsida; Fagales; Fagaceae.